This is a messenger RNA of Klebsormidium nitens, 2097 nucleotides long. The record is from the annotation of a GenBank genome assembly. Lineage: Eukaryota; Viridiplantae; Streptophyta; Klebsormidiophyceae; Klebsormidiales; Klebsormidiaceae.
AUGAUGGGUAUGAUGUGCAGAGAAGAAGCUGGUGCAGCAGCAGGAGAGCUGGCAACUGCUCUUGCUGAGAAGCUCCUUGCAUCUUGGUCAAUCUGCCAGGAUAAUGCAGCCAUUCAGGAGGGGGGACUAUGAAACAGCAUUUUAAAGGGUCUAUUAGUCUGGUGACCUUGCAUUGUUGACAAGCAAAGGAGACGAGCUCGUCGCUGAUUGAUCUGAGCGCCCUUUCGCCCCUCAGCAUUCUGAGCAUUAUGGCUCCUAACACCCCCACCCCCCUGAUCAGUGUUGAUGUUGCCAAGAAGCCCUGGGAGCAGGAGAAACCGCUGCACAACAGGUGGCACCCAGACAUCCCCCCAGUGGAGACAGUCAAGGAGGGCACACUCUUCCGGGUGGAAACCAUCGAUUGGACAGGCGGCCAGAUCAAAGACGACGACUCCUCGGAAGACAUCAAAAAGGUCGACCUGUCCCAAGUGCACUACCUCAGUGGCCCAAUCAGGGUUCACGACCAGGAAGACAACCCUGCACUUCCGGGCGACAUUCUUGUGGUCGAGAUCUGUAACCUGGGGGCCCUACCUGGCGAUGAAUGGGGGUUUACAGGAACAUUUGACAGGGACAAUGGGGGCGGGUUUCUGACGGACCACUUUCCGGAGGCAACCAAAGCUGUCUGGCACUUUGACGGCAUCUAUGCGCACAGCCGCCAUAUACCGGGGGUCCGCUUCCCGGGGCUCAUUCACCCAGGUCUGAUCGGCACGGCGCCUUCCAAGGAGCUGCUGGAUAUCUGGAAUACGCGCGAGAAGGCCCUGGUGGACGAGGGCGAGAAUGGCAUUACGUUGGGGGGCGUCCUGCACACCCGCCCGCUCGCAAACCUGCCAACGCCAACGGGAGCUUGCCUCGGGAAGGUUGAGAAGGGUGCCGAGUGGGAUCGCGUUGCGGGCGAAGCUGCACGGACAGUGCCGGGGCGUGAGAAUGGCGGGAAUUGUGACAUCAAGAACCUGAGCCGCGGUUGUAAGGUGUACUUUCCGGUGUUUGUGGAAGGCGCGAACCUGAGCAUGGGCGACAUGCACUUCUCGCAAGGGGACGGGGAGGUGUCCUUUUGCGGCGCCAUCGAGAUGAGCGGCUUCCUGGAGCUCAAGGUGUCGAUCCUGCGCGGCGGCAUGGCGCAGUACCUGACCCCGAUGGGCCCCACCAAGCUGCACGUGAUGCCGCUCUUCGAGAUCGGCCCGCUGGAGCCGCGCUUCUCGGAGUGGCUCGUCUUCGAGGGCAUCUCCGUGGACGAGACGGGGCGGCAGCACUUCCUGGACGCGAGCGUCGCCUACAAGCGCGCGGUGCUCAACUGCAUCGAGUACCUCGCCAAGUUCGGGUACACCAAAGCGCAGAUCUACUUGUUGCUGUCCUGCUGUCCGUGCGAGGGAAGGAUCUCGGGGAUUGUCGACGCCCCCAACGCGUGCGCAACGCUCGCCAUCCCGAUCGCAAUCUUCGACCAGGACAUUCGGCCGAAGGCGGGAGGCCCGCCAGUGGGCCCCCGGUUGAUCACCCGCGGUGACGUGGCGAAGUCCACGUACGAUGGAAGCCUGCCCGUCUUCAAGAAUCCGUAUCCAGAAUGAAGUCGAGCCGUUCAGCGGAACAGGCCCGGCCAGAUCUCGUAUUCAUGCUAUAUUGCUUAGCCCAGAAGGCGUUCACGUAAUGUGUUUGGCAGAUUAGUGAAUCAUUCUGGCUGCAUGCAGAAGUCGUCUCAGUCAAUUCCAUCAAAGGUCCGCGUUGGUCAUGGUUUGAUAUGGUGCGGGGCCUCGAGUUGAGGGUUCGUUCGCAAUUGAACACCUGACGGUAAUAUUAAUCCUACUCGUACGAGGUACGUCCACCGCAGUUGCUUUUGACUCGGUGAGUUGUUAGAGUCAGGGGUUGUAUGGGUACGUUGCAUGGCAUCCAUGCAGAAAAGUAUGUACAUUUGUAGCUAGAGGUAAAUGCUGUAUAGACGCGUCACGGCCGACCAAGACACCACGUUUCCAGCCCGUGUUAAGUCAUUCACGUGUCAGAUGAGCUUGAAGUGCGUCUCCAACGACUGUAACUUUCUGUGCACGAUUUUCACCAAGACUUCUCAAU